Molecule: messenger RNA, 7260 nt
Organism: Pungitius pungitius (ninespine stickleback)
Lineage: Eukaryota; Metazoa; Chordata; Actinopteri; Perciformes; Gasterosteidae
Gene: gli2a
Product: GLI family zinc finger 2a
Exons: 14
Coding region: 468-5027 (1519 amino acids)
Biological process (GO): smoothened signaling pathway; regulation of transcription by RNA polymerase II
Cellular component (GO): nucleus
Molecular function (GO): DNA-binding transcription factor activity, RNA polymerase II-specific; RNA polymerase II cis-regulatory region sequence-specific DNA binding
Source: RefSeq, a predicted model, not a curated record
UUGAAAACAGUUGAGCAGCCUGGAGAUCUCCACACCACCGCAUGUCUCUGCAACAACUGGCGAGUGAAGCCAAACCGCAUUUACUCCCAAACUUUCACGCGCACAGAGAACAAAAACAACAAAACAAAACACGGAGCUUGAGCGCUUCGCGUUAGUUUGCCGAAGAGCGCACAAACACGCACGUCAUGGGAGAAGAUGGAUUGUAAGAAAAAGUUGAACUCGACUUGCGCCCCCCACCGAAGCGAACUUUGAGCGGCUCCCAAAAACUUCCGUCCGCGACCCGGUUCAUGGAGUGCGGAGAGGCUCGUCUGCACGUUGCGCUCCCCCCCGCGGUGCCUGCCCGCUCCUAGUCUACGGGAAUCCCGCUCCAGGGCAAAGUUUUCCUCGGACCGAAUCAAAGAGCCUCGGGCGCUUGGGAAGUGAGAGCAGACGCGGCGGAAAGGUUGUGACGGAGAUCGGAGAGCAGGAUGGAGACUUCAGCUCCAACAGCCACUGAGAAGAAGGAGUGUAAGGGUUCAGGCCUCGAUGGGAGCAGCUUCUCAGAAAUCCCAAAGAAGCCGUCGCCCACCACUCUGACCAGAGGUCCCCACCACCUCUUCCCCACGUUUCACACGCCCAUACCCAUCGACAUGAGACACCACGAAGGGCGAUACCAUUACGAGCCACACCCACUCCACGCCAUGCAUGGACCUCCAGGAUUGACGGGCAGUCCAGUCAUCUCAGACAUUUCCCUGAUCCGUCUAUCUCCCCACGUGGCGCCCGGGGCGGGCGAGUCCCCGUUCAGCCCCCCACAUCAUUACGUCAGCCCCCACAUGGAGCACUACCUUCGCUCGGUACACGGGAGCCCCACCCUCUCCAUGAUCUCAGCGGCCCGGGGACUGAGCCCUGCUGAAGUGACCCACGAACACCUGAAAGAACGCGCCCUUUUUAAUCUCCCUCCUCCGCCACCAGGGGCCAACCCCACAGACUACUACCACCUGAUGGCCAGUGCCAGCCAGCGAAGCCCCUACGGAGACCUGCUCAUACAGAGCAGUGCGGCAGCGGCAGCGGCGGCUGCUGCCGCUGCUCAUCUGCCAGAAUACAUUAGCCCCAUGGACGUUUCACGUUUCUCCAGCCCCCGGCUGACGCCCCGACUGAGCAGGAAGAGAGCGCUGUCCAUCUCCCCGUUGUCAGACGCAAGCAUUGACCUGCAGACCAUGAUCCGCACCUCACCCAACUCCCUGGUGGCCUACAUCAACAACUCACGCUCCAGCUCGGCCGCCAGCAGCUCGUACGGCCACCUUUCAGUCGGCGGGAUCAGUCCGUCGUUCAGCUUCCCUCAUCCCAUCAACCCUGUGGCGUACCAGCAGCUGCUGUCUCAUCAGAGAAGUCUCAACGCCUUUGGCCACACACCUCCUCUCAUUCAACCAUCGCCUUCCUCUUUCUCCGCUCGCCAACACCCUCUCACUGCUUCACCUAUGACCACCUCCCACAACAGCGCCAACUCUGAAGCAAACCAGAAUGCCAGUGGAGACCCAGCAGUGAGUAGCACAGUGAACCCAUUGAGCACCAAGAGGUCGAAGGUUAAGACAGAGGCAGAGGGUCCACUACCUAUCUCACCAUCUUCUCAGGACCACUGUGGGGGGAUCUUGGACCUGAGUGAGGAUCUGGAUAAAGAUGAGUGCAAACAGGAGCCUGAGGCCAUAUACGAAACCAACUGUCACUGGGAGGGCUGUACCAAGGAGUAUGACACCCAGGACCAGCUUGUUCAUCACAUCAACAAUGAUCACAUCCACGGGGAGAAGAAGGAGUUUGUGUGCCGCUGGGACGAGUGUUCACGGGAGCAGAAGCCCUUCAAGGCUCAGUACAUGCUGGUGGUCCACAUGAGGCGUCACACAGGGGAGAAGCCGCAUAAAUGCACCUUUGAGGGCUGCGCCAAAGCUUACUCCCGCCUGGAGAACCUUAAGACCCACCUCAGGUCUCACACGGGGGAGAAGCCGUAUGUGUGUGAACACGAAGGAUGCAACAAGGCCUUCUCCAACGCCUCAGACCGGGCCAAGCACCAGAACCGCACGCACUCUAAUGAGAAACCAUAUGUGUGUAAGAUCCCGGGCUGUACCAAGCGCUACACGGACCCCAGCUCUCUCAGGAAGCAUGUUAAGACAGUCCACGGACCCGAUGCCCACGUCACCAAGAAACAACGAAGCGAUGCACCUCCGAGACCACAGCCGCCCAGAGGCGAGGGGGAGAACGGGGCCAAUUCCAAGAUGGGGGCAAGAGUUUCAGACGGCAGGGUUGAGCCAAACAGCACCUCUAGAGGAGUGGAAGACUGCCUACAAGUCAAAUCCAUCAAGACUGAGAACUCUAUGACGUAUCAGUCCAGUCCUGGUGGCCACUCGUCAUGUAGCAGUGAGCCGUCGCCGCUCAGCAGCGCCAACAACAACGACAGUGGAGUAGAGAUGGCCCUGCACAGCGGGGGCAGCUUCGGGGACCUCAGCGCACCGGAUGAUUGCCCCAUGAUUGACUCCACUGUUUCCGCUGGGGGACAGCGGGCUGGGGUGGGGCUUCAGUUGAGAAAAGCUGUGGGUCAUGUUGGCGCGGUCACCAUCAAGCUGGAGAACAUCAAGAAGGAAAGGCUGAAGACAGUGAGGGACUCCUGCCCCUGGAUCAACUCUGCCCCCCAACCACCGCAGGGCCAACGCAGCAGCAUGAAGCUGCCUCCCAUACCUGCAGUCGGUUCCCUGCUGGAAAGCUCCAACACGAUCAGUAACUCGAGUGGUUUGUACCCUGGUCAACGCGUUGGCGACCUGUCUUCAUCUGAAGUAACACUGCUGAACCAGCUGAAUGAGCGCCGUGACAGCACCACCAGCACCAUGAGUUCAGCUUACACCAUGAGUCGACGCUCCUCCGGUAUUUCACCCUGCUACUCCAGCCGCCGCUCCAGUGAGGCGUCGCAGUUUGGUACUAACCGCCAUAACAAUAUUAGUUCGGCUGACUCCUAUGACCCAAUCUCCACUGAUCUGUCUCGGCGCUCCAGCGAGUCUAGCCACUGUGGAGGUGGUGGUGUCGGUGGAGGUGGUCUACCCAGCGCCCUUAGUCUGACACCAGCGCAGCAUUAUCGACUUAAAGCAAAGUAUGCUGCUGCCAUUGGUGGAGCUCCACCUACUCCUCUCCCCAAUAUGGAUCGGAUGAGCCUAAGGACACGCAUGGCACUCUAUGGUGACCCCCAGGAAGGCACGCUGCACCCAUUCCAUCAGCCAGAUUUUGGAACUGUGCCUCGGCGAUGCAGUGAUAUUGGAUAUGGCACACGGAGCAUGAUGCCCCACGAAGUACCCACCAGUUUUCCACGUCGUGCCAGUGAUCCAGUGCGCCGUCCCACUUUGGACCCUCUGUCCUUUCCAAGGGUUCAGCGCUAUAACAGCAUGAACAGCAUGAACCCUGUGAAUGGUCCACCAGCUGAACGCCACCAAGCACUGACUAUGCAGGGCUACACUCGCUCUGAUGGCAGCCUGCAACGCUACCCAUUUGCCCCCAGACCUCCAAGCAUUUCUGAGAAUGUAGCAAUGGAAAACAUGGCUGUGGAUGGUAUGAUAAUUGGGGGGGAGCAGGGUGGAGAGGAUGACAUGGUGCUUCCAGAUGAUGUUGUGCAGUACCUUAGGUCCCAGAAUUCUGGCCCUUCAGGUCACAACUUGGGGCAAGGCGAUUUCCAUUCGAACAAUCUGGCUAAGGGCUAUCAGACAGGCAUGAUGCCAUCAGCAUCAUUUUAUGCUCAGAGGAGAAUGGCCAUGACGGAUGCCAACAUGACUCAGUCUGGUCAGGACAUGCAAUCCCACCAGAUGGGUCCCGGUGGCUCCCAUCAACCCUUCUCAGCACAACCAGGCAAUAUGAACAAGAAUAACAUGCCGGUGCAAUGGAACGAGGUGAGCUCAGGCACUGUGGAUACCACAAAGAAGCUCUCCAAACAACAACAACAACAACAACAGCAUCCUUUAAGAGGAACCUUGGUUGUUCAGCCAAGGCAUAAUUUGGGAUCCUUCCAGGGACAAGGUCAGGGCCUGGGCAGCAAUCAACAGGUAGUGCCUAUGAGUCAGAACAUGUCUAUACAGGGGUACGCAAACCACAACAGCCAGAGGGUGAUGAGCCUCCCCCCCCAGCAGCAUCAGCAACUAAGGGAUUGCAACCCUGCGAACAUUAGUGAGCAAAUGAGUCCUCAGCAAGGGUUUGGCCAGGAGAUAAUCCCAAAUUCUAUAUCUGGGAGCACGAGCGUGAGACCUAUCCGGAACAAUAUGGCAGUUACAGAACUGCACAGUUACAGAGCAAGGACACAGGCGGAUGCGUAUUGUCAUGUGAACCAGGUGGAUCAGCAGCAAAAUUACAAUGUUGUCCCUCAACAGCACAAUAUCCAUAAUGGAGGCAGAGGAAUGUUACAACCCAGGCCUCCCAUGGAGCCCAAGGCUAUUGCCAGGCAACAUGGGUCUAGCGUGAUGCAACCAAACCGAAUACCCAAGUCAUCUGAUUUGAACCGCAGAGUUGGUACUGACACAUCAGAGGCGAGCCCAAAGAGGCCCACUGGCUCAUCAGCCCACAACAGCAACUCUGCAAAUCCAAACUCUGCUAUGCUCUACUCGGGUCAGGUUCAUAUGUUUGAGCCCACUUCGGUCAGCUUUGAUGUCCCCAUGCCCCCGAGUGCUAGUCAUGCUCCGGCCAGCAACACCACUGCUGCAGACAACAUGGCCUCACCAGGAGUCAACCACGUCUCCAGCAGUACUGUGGAUUCUUCCACAAGUGCAUCGGCUGGCACGGAGCAUGCCCAGAUUGACUUUGACACCCUGCUAGAUGAUGGGGACCACUCCAGCCUAAUGUCGGGCACCCUGAGUCCUGGCCUCCUGCAGAGCCUCUCAAGGAGUUCCUCCCGUCUCACCACCCCCCGUAACUCUGUCACCCUCACGUCUGUACCUGCAGGGAUUGGCAACAUGGCCAUUGGCGAUAUGAACUCUAUGCUCACAGCCUUGGCUGAAGAAAACAAGUUCCUCAACAUGAUAAGCUGAGAGCAAUUAAACAGCUUCUCAUACAUCCAGUCUUAACUCUUUUUAUACCCGGAAUAUAUGGACGACACAAAGCACUGAUUGAAUAAUGCAAUUCUGGCUAUUUCUCGAUUGUCCAUAGCAAUAUGCUUGUCUUGUAAUAUUUACUUCAGAUUACAAUAUGUUACUUUGAAAAACAUAAUAGUAGGUAUAGCAAGGCUUUAGUAUAAUGUCUAUAAGUAUCUGUUUAAAAAGCCAUACAUUUUACCUACAACUAUAUGGGUACCUAACAAACCGUUGCCAUUCAGUAUCUGUCACUGUAAUAGCUCUUUACAAAGUGUUUGUGUAUGACAUGAAAAAAGAGUUGCCAGGAAAUGGACAUGCAGAUAACAGUGAAUAUUGUCUCAUGAGGAUGUGUAUAGAUUAUGUUGGAUGGUACUUAAGUUAUGGUAUCAAGUUUUUAUGCUUAAACUAGGGCUGUCAAAGGUAAAGUAUCAUAUGGACGUCUACUAUAUAAUCACAUCGAUAAUUAAUGUAUUUUAAACUAGAUUUUCUUUUGAACCUUUUUUUUUUACAUAAGAAUAGUGUCGCCAGGCUGAACUAUCAUUACAAUAUUAAUAAGUGAAGAGUGCAGCAGAAACCAGACACACACACUGUAAGAAAUUAAAGAGCGGAAGUUUUAUGCAAUAAGUUUUACAACUCUUAUCAAUUUGUACAAUCUUUUCUGCAAGGACAUUAUCAAAGACCCAACGUUUCUUAUAGGAGACAUAUCAUUCUCAUUUUAGGACUCCUUUUUACACCUUAAGAUGUUCAGAUGCUUUAAUGUUAAAAAAAAGCAUAUCCUUUGUAUUGUCUGUGUGAAUAUCCGUGUAUUCACCUUCUGGAUGAAAUAUUCCGUUUGAAGCGCCUGUCUCUUUAAGACGCCCCUCCUAAACAAGACCGGUCUUAGCGCAAGUACAGCGUUAUGUUGGCCCUGGUCGUGAAAAAGGUCUAUUUCCAAAUUAUUUGGCCAAACCCCCAGCUUUUUCCCUAUUCUUCCUGGGAAAUGGUCUUCAGAUGUGAAAUGCAUCAAUUUGGUUAUUGUGCCUUCUAAGCCUGGGACGCCAUGUAGAGAAUUAUGCAGAACUGUGCAGCAGACUACAGUGCAUUUUGAGGGUUGAGUGCUUUGGCGUGUUGGGGAGAUGUGGUGGGGGGUGGUCCAAAGCCAUGUAAGGUACGCCCCUUUGGUCUGACGACGUCAGCAAACUCUGGAACGUCCAAACAGGUCGUAUUUAUUGGCAUUAGUUCAUUAUAGGAAUCAUAGAAAAACAUUUAAGUUGUUUUUUUUCCAGUGUUUGGAGGUUGGUACACAUGCCACACAUGUUGAAGACCUAUCAAAGUGGAAUUUUCAUGAUAUGACCUCUUUAAAGCGAUGAUGUUAAUGAACAGAAAGCACCCAGAAAGAAAAUAUACAUGUACAAGUUGAUACAUAACUACUUGUAUUCAUGCUCUUAAUUCAAUCUUGCAGCAGAACAAACAAGCAAAGACUUGGGCACAACUUGUUUUUUUUAUUGCUGAGUUUCAAUUACUCAUAAUAAAGGUUGAAUGGGAUUCUGCAACUGUGCAUUUGCUUUCAUUAAACAGUUAAAAUAACCUUUCACGAAAUUCAAUGCUUAAUUUAUACAAUCGAACAAGGAAGUUAUGACUAAUUGUGAGCCACAAAGAUUAGCAUUUGACAGCCCUAAUUUGAACCUGCGGUUUUACACCAUUAUGAUCCACAGAUGGAACUGGUUUUGAUGGCCUGAGCUCUUGGGGGUGGCACUAUAAAAUCAGAUUCCUUCUGUGCCCUGUGGAUCAGACGCAUUAACUCUCAGUGGUCCCAUCUCACAAGGGUAGAUGAACAGGACAAGCAAAUUCCUCUGUGUAGUGUAUGAGUGCAUAUGAACCCUUGUGUCUGAAGAGUAUUCUCAAAAAGAAUAUACAAGUACCUCUGUUUUCUCAGUAGUGAUUCAAUCCUAAUUAACACAUUGAUACCCCUCCCCCCCCUUCGCUGCACCACAUACUUCCCCUGGGCUUUGGGUGAACUGCAGAGUCCAGGGAGGACUGAGACUUUGAUAAAGUCAUCCAGUUCUGGACCGGAUUGGGGAACCCGUCCUGGAAGAAAUUCCUCAGUUUUAUUAUAUUCGCUGAAUUUAUACGUAGCCUUGAAAAUGUUUUUGUGUACGCUCCAAUUCAGUUUUUUUGUGUGUAUGUUGGUGUGUGUGUGUGUGUGUGUGUG